AUGACGCCUAAAGAUAAGUCAAAGGAUAAGUCCUUUUGGUCCUCUAUCAAAGCUCUGCAGGCAGCAGCAGAAGACACAAUAAAUCACGCCAAAUCCUUUAAAAGCCACGAAGAACUACAACAGAAGAAUGUACAGCUUGAGAAUGAGCUCAAAGCAGCAUAUUCCACGAUAGCAGAUAACAAACGGCAGUUGGAGGAGGAGCGUCAGAAGCACCAAACAUUAUUGAAUGACAAAGCAUAUCUCAGUGACUACUUGGAAGAGCGAGUCCGAGGCUGGUCAGAGAAAGAGAAGGAGCUUCUGAACCAGUUACAAAAGACGAAGGAGGAUACAGAAACAAGUCUCAACGCCAAGUUACACGAGUUGUCAACAAACUUCCGGAAUCAAUCCGAGCAGCUUCGCCGGGUCCGUACCGAGCUAGAAGAACGAAAAACGGAAAUCAUGGGUCUACAGGGGCGCCUCACACAGAGUCAACAAGAGGUUGAAGAGUUGAAACGGGCGACUCAGCUGGAGGACUUUGGGCCUGAUCUGAUUCAGAAUAUCAAAGAGCUCGAGGCGGCCUUGCACGAUAUGGUUCAGAAAUAUUUUUAUAAAAGUUUUCCGUCCGACACCAACGAGGUAAUGAAUACCAUUCAGCAAGUCCUGUGGAAGGGAUCUACAACCCCAAAUCCUUUCUCGAUGUUUCCGGCAGCAGCUAUUGUUCAGUCUAAAAAGCUCCGUGCUUCCUGCGUGCAAUCCAUAAUUUCCAGCCACCUCUCCCGCAACAUAUUCCAGCCACUCCGCCUCGAAGCACCAGCUAGCCGAUUGCCAAUGGGUUAUGCCCUUGACAGAUGCGAUCAAAUUACAUCUCAGGAGAAAGCAUUACUACGUGCACUUCUGGUAAAGGUGUUUAGGUCAGAUGAACAGAGGCAAGUGGACGAAAACAUUGGAAGCGUUGUCUCCGAGAUUGUCCAUAGAGUUGAGCCUUUACUAGAGACUGGUUGUAUUGGGUUCGAGGAGGACCUUCGUCAGUUUCUCCAAGAUGCAGCCGAAUUAUGGGGCAAAGUGCAACAGACCUCUAAAUGGGUGACAACAGUUUCUGACAGUCACCUAUCUGCUGAAGUCGGGGGGUCUAACAACGGCAAGGGUACAGAGCUUCGUGGACACCCUGUUUUAAUUUUGUUUCCCCACUUUAUCGCCCAGGAGGAGUCAUCACCGCUUCACAUGGGAUCUAUGCUCCAGGCAGACAGCGAAUCCAUAGGACAAGCCCUAAGCAAGUGGUUAGACGUUGAAGGUGCCAAGCCCAACGAAGGGAGUUCAUUAAUAAUUCGAGAUGUUCCCAGGUACAACUACAGUGUCUCCAAAUCUGCGAGGAAUGAGAAAUCAUUCACGCAGCAUAUGAGUACGCGGAAGAGACACGAGUCUCAAAACAGACAGAGCCGGGCUUCCCGGGACAACAGUAUUUCCAGGGGAUGUUAA
Aspergillus nomiae NRRL 13137 is the source of this 1455-nucleotide messenger RNA. RefSeq lists its product as uncharacterized. The transcript has 3 exons. NCBI's taxonomy places the organism in Eukaryota, Fungi, Ascomycota, Eurotiomycetes, Eurotiales, Aspergillaceae. The coding region runs from base 1 to 1455 and encodes 484 amino acids. The record is from RefSeq and is a predicted model, not a curated record.